GGUAUUUGCCUUCUAGCUAAAUAUAACCACACCCACGCCUGAAAUAUUCUGUCCACUUUUCUGGAAUAUGGGGUGGCGGUGCCUUUAAAGCACUGGCCACGUUUGAGGCCGUCUUGGGAGGUUGGGAUUCUCUCUGGGUGGGCGCUAUCGACUUAUUCCUCCCCUCUUUGGUUAGCAGCAGUGACGGGGACUAGAGUUGUUGAAAGGUUUGCGGCGAACGGCGAGAAGCAGCAGUGCUUAAAAGAUUGCCACAUCACGCUAUGGCUGAUCUCCUAACUGCCUUGAUCUGUGCAUCUGAGAAAUCUGCAAAUAUAGCUCGGGCUUGUAAACGAGAAGACGCACUCUUCCAGCUUCUGAUCGAAGAGAAGAAAGGGCCAGAGAAAAACAAGAAGUUUGUGCAAGACUUCAAGACUCUGGCAGAUGUCAUCAUUCAGGAAGUGAUUAAGCAUGACAUUGGGAAAAAGUUUCCAGAGCUUGCAUUUCACAUCGCUGGAGAGGAAUCCAAUCAUUUUGAAAAUGGCUUGGGUGAAACCAUUAUUGUGAAAGUCUGCAAGACAGAGCAAGAAACUGCAGAAUUGAUAAGUAAAGUGCUAGAUGGGAAUCUGAAAGCUGCUAACCUUCUGGCCAAGUGCAUUCAUGAAGAUGUACACAUCGCUGGUCCAGUCUUGGGAAAACUAAAUAUUGACAUUCCUAUGGAUACCAUAGGGAUAUGGGUUGAUCCUAUUGAUUCAACCAAUCAGUACAUCAAAGGGCAGCUUGAAGAGAAGUUCAAAUCUGGCAUCCACCCAUAUGGUCUGAAAUCUGCUGCCGUACUUAUUGGAGUCUUCGACAGAAACUCAGGGCAGCCAAUCAUGGGAGUCAUUAAUGUCCCAUUUAAUGAAGCUGACCCCAAUUUAAGAUGGAAGGGGAAAUAUUACUGGGGCAUUUCCUACAAUGAUAUCAAUAUCCACUCCAUUCCAAAGCAGCUUCCUGCAGAUUACAAUCAACUUUCAAUAGUCAUGAGCUCAAGUGAGAAGGAUAGCAUCAAGAAAGCAUUAACUCCUCUCUGUGGUGAAAGAAUAUACUAUGCUUCAGGAGCAGGAUACAAGAUCUUGUGUACUAUCCUUGGCUUGGCAGAUGCUUAUGUCAUCACAACAGACACUACCUUUAAAUGGGAUACCUGUGGCCCUCAUGCCAUCUUGAAAUCCUUAGGAGGGGGCAUUGUAAACCUUGCCAAAGUUCUGGUUGAAGUGAAGGAGAGGGGCCCUGGUGCUAUUCCAGAACUCCAAUACAAGAUGCCUGAUGAAGGGGCAAAAGAAACCGAGAAAUGGGCCAACAGAGGAGGCCUUGUGGCUUACAGGUCUCAACAGCACCUAGAGGCCAUUAUUAAUGCACUCUUGGUUUAAUUCUACACACUUGGGGUACAGUUUUACUUCACACUAAAAUUAAAUGCAAAAGAUUACAAACAUGCAUUUUAUUAAACAAAGAAUAUAAUUGCCCUAGCCCCAGCCAAUUAUUUUUCACAAAAGUAAAAUGGAUUUAAAAGACGUUUAGAGCAUUGAAACAAUACACCAGAAAUCAGAUCGACAGUGUUCUUCAAAAUAAAUUAAAUAGCAACUAUAUAACAAACAUGAGAAUGUCCACAGAUGCUGGAAAUCCAAACAACAGAUACAAAAUGCUGGAAGAACGCGGCAGGCCAGGCAGCAUCGAUGGAAAAGAGUACAGUGGUUCUGCUGAAGGGUCUAGGCCCAAAAUGUCAAUGGUACUCUUCCAUAGAUGCUGCCCGGCCUGCUCAGUUCCUCCAGCAUUUUGUGUGUAUUACUAUGCAACAGGUCUCUUACUAUUUUAAAUAUCUCUGGCAAAGCAGCUGUAAAACAAUGGAAAGUUCUGAAGCAUUUAGAACAGAUGAGAAAUAUCUUUAGCCAGAGGAUGGUGAAUCUGCAAUUCAUUUACACAGAUAGCUGUCUAAGCAUUCAUUGGGUAUAUUUAAAGUGGAGGUUGAUGGGUUCUUGAUUAGUAAGGGCAUCAAAGGUUUUGGGGAGAAGGCAGGAGAAUGGGGUUGAGAGGGAUAAUAAAUCAAUUAGCCAUGAUGGAAUGGCAGAGUAGACUCGAUGAGCUGAAUGGCCUAAUUCUGCUCUUAUGACUUAUGGUCUUAUUGCAGGUUUUACACAUUCUGCAAAAUCAUUAAUAUUCCCUUUGGCCUCUUGCAUUGUUAGAAAGAGGGCAAACCACAAAUUUUGCCCAAGACUAACAUCCAACAAUUGUGGGCAUGCUCCAUUCAUUUAAAUUGAGAUAAUUUCUUUCCUCUCCUCUGGAAAUCAUUGAUUCCUGAGGCAAGAAUCCAUCAGGCCACUGACAAUUUGCCCAAGUGGCCACACUUAUUUGAUUAUGAUUUUACAGAGCUCAAUACAUCUACAUAGUCACAGUAUCUGGCAGAGAAGCCCAGACAAAAGAUUAGUUCUUGUCAUCACCAAAUAUAUGGGCAGUACAGCUGUUUAGCAUACCUCUGCUUUAUUCAACAAGAUUAAUUCUGUACAAAGCAUUCCAUUCCCUCGAGUUGUUGACAAUUAGUUAAAAUUAAAUCAGACAAUAACUAAAGCAAAUCUCUUAAUUUGAGCCUAAAUAACAGUAAGCAAAUCAGUAUUAAGUUAAACUGCCUUUUGUAUCCUUGUUACACAAAGUAAUAAAACAUAACUUUCUGUAGAAUUAAAGAUCUGAUGUACAAAAAAUUGUUUUCAUUGUUAGAGCUUUUUAAUUUGCAGAAUGUCUUUAAUGUGUGAUCUAAAAAACAAAACAGACACAAAGCCCAUAGUUUAAGACAGUUUUGAAAAUAGAUAAAGUAAUUAGUAAUUAGGGCAACACCAGGUUCAAGGUUUUGCAAAGUCCAAGAUUGUAAGAUCGAGGGAAACCAGGAGAUAAGUUCCAUCAUGUGAAAGGCUCUGGACGGAAAAAAAAACCCACUAGGAACUGUUUAUGUCAACUGUGAGGAUACAGGUACAGAAUGAUUUCACUGGCUUCCUUGGAGGAACAAGAGAGUAGGGUGACAAGAAGAAGGGACAGAGCUGGAUGCGAGAGAGGCAUUUUUGGCCCCCUCAUUAUCCAGUAUUCUACAACUAAAAUUUCAAAAAAGACAAUUGGGCUUUGCUUUUUCCAAAAAUAUUUUAAAUUAGUUCACAUAUUAUUUUAACUCAGUGCAAGUUAAACGUUUGUUAUGUGUUGUUGGGAGGCAUUAUGAUUACCAUGUUAAUAUCGAAUAAAAUACUAUGGAGGCAAAUUAGGUAAUGUUUCAAAAGCAGAACUUAAACUGGAAAAAUGUGUGCUAGGCUUUUGUAAUAAUGAUUAAGGGUAACAAUAUUUGAUAUUGUGAAGUUCUGUAUUAUAACAAUAAAAGCUUCUGAUGUUCUUCCCUAUUCUGAGUGUAAGUAUCAAGUAUCAUUACAGUUGAAAUCAGAACACACAGCACCAUGUUGUACUCUCACAAUACCUAAAGAGACUUGCUUUACAGUCCAUGCAAGGAGUGAUUCUGCAGAUGAGUGGUUACCUUUAAAGGGUGAUUGAACUAGAUUGGCCUUGGAUUCUGAAGAAUGACCACAAGACAUUGGAGCAGAAUUAGACCAUUCGGCCCAUUGAGUCUGCUCUGUCAUUCCAUCAUGGUUGAUCCAUUUCCUUCUCAACACCAUUGGACCAACCAAGCAGAGUCCACUGCCAAGAAGGCCCACCAGCACCUUUACUUCCUGAGAAAACUAAAGAAAUUUGGCCUGUCCCCAAAAACCCUCACUAAUUUUUAUAGAUGCACCGUAGAAAGCAUUCUUCUAGGGUGCAUCACAACCUGGUAUGGAAGUUGUCCUGUCCAAGACCGAAAGAAGCUGCAAAAGAUCGUGAACACGGCGCAGCACAUCACACAAACCAAUCUUCCGUCCUUGGACUCAUUUUACACCACACGCUGUCGGAGCAGUGCUGCCAGGAUAAUCAAGGACACGACCCACCCAGCCAACACACUUUUCGUCCCUCUUCCCUCCGGAAGAAGGCGCAGGAGCUUGAAGACUCAUACGGCCAGAUUUGGGAACAGCUUCUUUCCAACUGUGGUAAGACUGCUGAACGGAUCCUGACCCGGAUUUGGGCCGUACCCUCCAAAUAUCUGGACCUGCAUCUCUGUUUUUUUUUUGCACUACCUUACUUUCCAUUUUUCUAUUUUCUAUUUAUGAUUUAUAAUUUAAAUUUUUAAUAUUUACUAUCGAUUUGUAAUCCAGGGAGUGGGAAGUGCAGAAUCAAAUAUUGCUGUGAUGAUUGUAUGUUCUAGUAUCAAUUGUUUGGCGACAAUAAAGUAUAACCUUUCACACUCUGACUUAUCAAUAAUUAUCAAACUAUGCCUAAAUACACUCAAUCACCUGGCCUCCACAGCCAUUUGUGGCAAUGAAUUCCACAGAUUCACCACCCUCUGGCUAUAGAAAUGCCUCAUCUGUUCUAAUUGGAUGUCCCUUUAUUGAGCCUGUGCCCCCUGUUCCUGGACUCCCCAACUAUAUGAAACAUUCUCUCCACAUCCACUCUAUCUAGGCCUUAUAACAUUCAAUAAUUUCAAUAACCCCCACCCCACCCUCCAUUCUUCUAAAUUGGUCACAGGCCCAGAGCCAUCAAACGCUCCUCACAUAAUUUCAAUCCCAGAAUCAUUUUAGUGAACCUCCUUUGAACCCUCUACAAUGUAAGCACAUCCUUUCUUAGAAAAGGGUCCCAAAACUACUCACAAUACUCCAAGUAAGGUCUCACCAGUGCCUUAUAAAGCCUCAGUAUUACAUCCUUGUUUUUAUAUUCUCGUCCUCUUGAAAUGAGUGCUAACACUGCAUUUGCUUUCCUUAACACCAACUCAACCCGCAAGUUAAACUUUAGGGAAUCCUGCAUGAGGACUCCCACAUCCCUUUGAAAACUUGGAUUUUUGAAUUUUCUCCACGUUUAGAAAAGUCCACUUGUAUUCCUUCUACCAAAGUGCUUGACCAUAGACUUCCUGACACUGUAUUCCAUCGACCACUCCUUUCCCCAUUCUCCUAAUCCAAGUCCUUCUGUAACCUCCCUGCUUCCUCAACUCCACCAGCCCCUCCACUGAUCUUUGUACUGUCCGCAAACUUGACCACAAAGCCAUCAAUUCCGUUAUCCAAAUCAUUGACAUACAACAUAAAGAGAGUCCCAACACCGACACUUGCGGAACUAGUCACCGGCAGCUAAUCAGAAAAGGCCCCCUUUAUUUCCACUCUGUCUCCUGCCAACCAGCCAAUACUAUCCAUGCUAGAAUAUUUCCUGUAAUGCCAUGGGCUCUUACCCUGCUUAGCAGCCUCACGUGUGGCACCUUAUCAAAGGCAUUUUGAAAAUCCAAGUAAACAACAUCCACCGAUUCUCCUUUCUCUAUCCUGCUUGUAAUUUCCUUAAAGAAUUCCAGCAGAUUUGUCAGGCAAGAUUUUCCCUCAAGGAAACCAUGCUGACUUCGGUCAUUUUAUCAUGUGCCUCUAAGUACCCCAGAACCUCAGGUUUAACAACCAACUCCAACAUCUUCCCUUCCGAGGUCAGAUUAACUGGCCUAUGAUUUUCUUUCUUCUGCCUCUCUCCCUUAUUGAAGAGUGGAGUGAUAUUUGCAAUUUCCCAGUCUUCUGGAACCAUGCCAAAACCUAAUGAUUCUUGAAAUAUCAUUACUAAUGCCUCCACAACCCCUUCAGCUACCUCUUUCAGAACCCUGGGGUAUAUACCUACGUGACUUAUCUACCUUCAGAUCUUUCAGCUUCCCAAACACCUUCUUGGUAAUAGCAACAACACUUACUUCUCCUCCCCGACACUCAAAUUUCUGGCAUAGUGCUAGUGUGAAGACUGAUGCAAAAUACUUAUGCAGUUCACCCACCAUUACCUUGCCCCCCCCCCACUUCUCCAGCAUAAUUUUCCAGCAGCCCGAUAUCUAUUCUUGCCUCUUUUAUUCUUUAUACGUCUGAAAAAAGUUUUGGUAUCUUCUUUGAUAUUAUUAGCUAGCUUACCUUAAUAUUUCAUCUUUUCACUCCUUGUGGCAUUUUUUUUUUUAAGUUGCCCUAUGGUUUUUAAAAGCUUCCCAAUUCUCUAACUUCCCACUAAUUUUUGCUCUAUUAUAUGCCCUCUCUUUUGCUUUUAUGUUGGCAUCGAUUUCCCUUGUCAGCUACGGUUCUGUCAACCUGCCUUUAGAAUACUUCUUUGCGAUGUGUCUAUUCUGCACCUUCCAAAUAUCUCCCAGAAAUUCCAACCACUGCUGCUCUGCCGUAAUCCCUGCUUUGGCCAGCCUCCAAUUCCCUUUACUCCACUGUAAUACUGAUACAGUCUGGCACUUCCUGGCUUUAGCUCCUCCCUCUCAAAUUGCAGGGCGAAUUCUACCACGUUGUGAUCACGGUCUCCACCACAAGCUGCUCUAAAAAGCCAUCUCGUAGGGGUUCUACAAAUUCUCUCAUGAUCCAAAAUCAGCACCAAUCUGAUUCUCCCCUACCUACAGAUUGAAAUCUCCCAUGACUUUCGUAACAAUACCCCUUUGAUGUUCAUUUUCCAUCUCCCAAGAUGGGCUCUAAUUGACACUUUCAGGAUUCUGAGCAAAAGUGAUAGCUGGAGAUUCUAGAACAAAGGCACGCAGAAUAAGGGAUCUGGCCAUACUGGCCUAUGAAUAAGGAGACACUUCACCGUGUGAACUUUCAGAAUUCUUCACUCCAGGGAGCAGUAAAAGGCUGGUCAUUGAGUUUAUCCAAGGAUGAGAUCAUUAGAUAGUUGGACACUGGGAGAAUCUGCAAAACUAUGACUAGGCAGGACAGUUAAAUUGAAGCAGAGGAUCAGGUUGUGACCUUAUUAAGCAGCAGAGCAGAUGCAAAAGUUGUAAUGAUCUACUCAUUUUAAUCUGCUUAUUCUUUCAGAGUCUCAAAAUUGUAGAAUUCAUUUUUUGCCUUUUUCAUGCAACAUUUUUAAACCCUAGUUUGCUCUCAUCUGAUCAGAAUUCACAUCAUGCUAUUCUUAGUUUAAAAUUCUUCUUUACACCUGUUCUAAACUUUUAAGGUGUAGUGAGGAAGGCCAUUUUCCAGGACUCAUGCUUGAAAGUUCAGCUGUGAAACAUAGGAGAAUGGCCUCCCAAACUUGCUCUGUUCAAAUUGCAUAAAGUACAUUCCAAGUGAUAUAAACAAAAGUUGCAUAGUUACUGACCUCAUGAAUUUUAUCACAUGGACAACUGCCAAUAUCAACAGGAAGACCCAAGCCAUAAAAACCAAACUGAUAUUGUAUAAACUGAGAGGGAAUGGUCAACCUCAAACUGGGAGCGAAAGAAAUUCAUGGACAGACAGACAGCAAGUCAUCAUAAUCUCACCAGGUAAAAGCCUUAGCUGCUUGAGGUAUUUCAUCAGGACAAAAAAAUAAACAAAAAUUGAGUUGUUCACUAUUGCUUACGCCUCGAGUACUAGAUAAGGGCAAAGACAAAGAAAACAUGGUUCCCGCAAGACAGCUAAUCCAAAUCCUGGGAGAGAGGGGAAGAAUUAAUUAUAAAGCAUCAAUAUUUUAAAAUCACCAGGAAGAGCAGAAGACAUUAGUUUUAUUUGAUGAUCCAAAUAGGACAUCCAAAUACAAUUUACACAUAACUGCCAAAUUAAAUGAGGAAUUGAGUGAAAGAGAAUAAAUACAAGCAAGGGCGUGGGGGGGGGGGGUGGAAGAGAAGGAAGACACAAUAGACCACUUAGCAUAGGAGUUCCCAACUUUUUUUUAAUUGCCAUGGACCCCUUAAUCGAGAAGUCCAUGGACUCCAGGUUGGGAACACCUGACUGGAAUACUGCCUGCUAUGAUGACUGGAAUAAGAAAGUUCCACUGAUCAAUUUCUUCACAUAUUUUGGACUAUAUUUGCAGAAUAUUAAAACGUGUUGCAUUUUGUGCAACGAACUAAUAGAAUAAACACAAGAGCUGUGAGAUCAGGGAUUAGACAUUGUUGUGACAACAAUCAAGGUGUGUUAAACUCAGGAAUGCAUGUUAAGUCUACUUAGGUUAACUGGCUGCAGGCUUUACUUUGUAUUGUGAGUGGCAUGACCUUUUGUCAAACAAUAGCUAUUUCUCCAAUAUUGAUAAAGGAGACAGGACACAACAGAAUUGGAGCGCAGAGCUUGCAACCUCAAUGGUAUUUGGACUAUACAUCUGCACGAUGCAUUCUUAGGUGAGGAUGAGCUAUUGAAUAAGUUUUGAAAUAGUUCUAGACUAUUUAUCUGCUGAUUCCAUGAUCUAAAGUCAUUUUGAAACCUGUACAUGUUUUAUGCCAUAAUUAAGAGUUUUUAUUUAAAGUCACUGACAAGUUCAAUCCUGGAAUUUCCUAUCUCGUGUCACUGUGGGAGUAACACUUAGCAGCAUUUGGUUCACAUCAGGUUUCACAUACAACAUUCAAAGCAAAUUUGAUGACUAUGCAUUCUUAGAAAUUAACAUGGCAAGGAAGAAAAAAAUCAUGUUGUGCCUCGAGGUCUCAUUACAGACUACCAACAGUUUUCCGAACUGAUAUAUCUUCUGAAAAUACUUAUGGGAUGUGGGCAUCACUGGAAAGGCCAGAAUUUUUUGCCCACCUCUAACUGCCUUGAAGGUGGUGGUGGUGCUGGUACUAAGCCAUCUUGAACUUUUGCAGUCCUGCUAAAGAAUCUGUUGGGGACUUCCACAAUUUAAACACAGCAGUGAAGAAGAACUGACAACAUUAUUUCCAAGGCAGGAUGAUGUGCAACAUGGAGGAGAGCCUGCAUGCAUGGCAUUUCCAUGCACCCUCUGCCCUCUUUUCAGUGCAGUAGAGAUAAUGGGCCUGGGAGGUGCUGUUAAAAUAGCCUUGGUGAGUUGUUGGAGUGCAUUUACAGAUGCCAUACACUGCAGCCAUACUGCACAAGUGAUAGGUGAAGUGUAUGCUAAAAAAUAAGCACCUACAGCAUAUUAUGCCUUUGCCACCUCAGUUGUUCUAGAGUACAUCAUAGCUGAUUAAAUACUUAUGAAACUUGGUAGACAAGCUUCCACGAGCAGUGAUGCAGUCAUGACCGGGUAAUCCACUCGAAUGAGAUUGACUGAGACAAGAGGCCCAGGAUACGAAGAACUCCUCUCUACUCCAGGAACCAGGCAGGGCCUCUGUUUAAUGGCUCCUAUGAACAAUGGUGUCUCCCUUCAUUACCUUGGAUUGCCAACUUUUGGGUGGAGGAUGGGAUGCCAAUCAAACAGCCUUUUGUCCUGAAUGGGGUCAAGCUUCAAGUGCUGUUGGGGCUCUGCUCAUUCAGACAAAUGGGGAUAGCUAGAAGGCUUUGACAAAUCAGGAGGUACAAAAUGAUGCAUGUUAAUCACCAGCUACCAGUUUAUGCCUGAAAUGUGCAACAUAGAUGGCUGCUUCUUCUGGAGUUAUACAUGAAACUGAACAAUUUUCAGCAAACAUCUCCAAUUCUGAUCUUAUUGAGGUCAUAUAGCAGUUGAUGGUCAACCCUAGGAUACAGAUUUGAAAUAUUCAAUAAGUUAUCUUCUUAACAAAAGUAAAAUGAUCCAAGGUCAAAUACCAAGCAAAAAAUCCUCCCCACCCCAAUAUUGAGAUCUUUCUGAUCUGUGCAGUAUUUAACACCCGGGCAUGCUUGAUCACUGGAUUCCAA
Mobula hypostoma (lesser devil ray) is the source of this 9599-nucleotide messenger RNA. It is a transcript of the gene inpp1, whose product is annotated as inositol polyphosphate-1-phosphatase. The record is from RefSeq and is a predicted model, not a curated record. Gene Ontology annotation, biological process: phosphatidylinositol phosphate biosynthetic process. Lineage: Eukaryota; Metazoa; Chordata; Chondrichthyes; Myliobatiformes; Myliobatidae. Gene Ontology annotation, molecular function: inositol-1,4-bisphosphate 1-phosphatase activity. Bases 261 to 1385 code for a protein of 374 amino acids. The transcript has 6 exons.